Glossina fuscipes is the source of this 983-nucleotide messenger RNA. It is a transcript of the gene elm, whose product is annotated as calcineurin B homologous protein 1. The coding region runs from base 96 to 665 and encodes 189 amino acids. The record is from RefSeq and is a predicted model, not a curated record. Gene Ontology annotation, molecular function: calcium ion binding. NCBI's taxonomy places the organism in Eukaryota, Metazoa, Arthropoda, Insecta, Diptera, Glossinidae. The transcript is spliced from 3 exons.
UCAUUAAUUUUAGUUAACUGCAUUGCAAUUGUUUUUCUCGAGGGUAUUUUCCAUCUUUGUUUUUUGUUUACAAAAGUACUUUGCAAAAAAAAAAAAUGGGUAAUAAAUCUUCAUUGUUACUGCGUCCCGAGGAAAUUGCGCAAAUUCAAGAAGAAACUGGUUUUACACCCAAUCAGAUUGAACGUUUAUAUUCACGUUUUACUUCACUGGAUCGUGGUGAUUGCGGUACACUAUCACGUGAUGAUUUUUUACGCAUACCAGAGUUGGCGAUUAAUCCAUUAUGUGAACGUAUCGUGCAUGCAUUUUUUGAAGAAAGCACCGAGGAUCGUGUAAAUUUUCGGCAAUUCAUGAACGUUUUGGCACAUUUUCGUCCAAUUAAUAAUAAAAAAGAAAAUAAACUUAACAGUCGUGAAGAUAAAUUGAAAUUUGCCUUUAAAAUGUACGAUUUGGACGAUGAUGGCGUUAUUAGUCGUGAUGAAUUAUUAAGCAUUCUUCAUAUGAUGGUCGGAGCGAAUAUCAGUCAAGAUCAAUUGAUUAGUAUAGCUGAACGUACCAUUUUAGAGGCCGAUUUAUGUUGUCAGGGCAAAAUAUCAUUUGAAGAUUUUUGUAAAGCCCUUGAGCGUACCGAUGUUGAGCAGAAAAUGUCUAUACGUUUUCUUAAUUAAUUUAAUUUCUAAGAUAUUUCAAGUCUUCGAAGAAAUAUCGCUUAUGAUAUAGAAGUGAUUCUAAUUGAAAUGUUUCCAAAAAAAAAAAAAAGUAUUAAAUAUUGUGCAUUGUUUUUUUUUUAUAGUUUAAUUGUUCUUUUUUCUGUUUUUGAACUUUUUUCAAAUUGUUAUUGGACUUCCAUUCCUUCUUAUGUAUUAAACGUGAUUGCGAGAAAAUAAAUUUUCAAUAAUUAAAACAAUUUUGUCAUCUAUAUGACAAUGUGUAUAUAGCGUUUAAAGUAAUGCAUUAAAAUAAAAAGAAUUGAAGAAACAGGAAAA